GCCCUCCCCCAGGGUUGUGGCCACGCGCAGCGGCGGUGGUUGUUCCGCUUCCCCUCUGGCCUGGGCCGUCGCCAUUGCCGAAGGCUCCCUGCCCUCCCCUCCCGGCGCCCGCGGGGCUCGGCUGCCGCCUGGCCUAGCAGUAGCAGCGGCUGCGCUCCAGCGCGGCCCCUCUUCCCGCCCCGCUUCCCCUUCCCUCCCCUCCCCGCCCCGCGUCGCGCGCUUGCUCUGGGCGGCUCCGGAGCCCGCCGGGAGCUCGGCCGGAGGCUCCUCGCUGGGGCGGGGACCUGUCUUCGCCUAGGGCUGUAUCAUAAUUCUGAAUCAUGUCUGAUAACGGAGAACUGGAAGACAAGCCUCCGGCGCCCCCAGUGCGAAUGAGCAGUACUAUUUUUAGCACUGGAGGCAAAGACCCUUUAUCAGCCAAUCACAGUUUGAAACCUUUGCCUUCCGUUCCAGAGGAAAAAAAGCCCAGGAAUAAAAUCAUCUCUAUAUUUUCAAGCACAGAGAAAGGAAGUAAGAAGAAAGAGAAGGAAAGGCCAGAAAUUUCUCCUCCGUCUGAUUUUGAGCAUACCAUCCAUGUUGGCUUUGAUGCUGUUACUGGAGAAUUCACUGGCAUGCCAGAACAGUGGGCUCGAUUACUGCAGACCUCCAAUAUCACCAAACUAGAGCAAAAGAAGAAUCCUCAGGCAGUGCUGGAUGUCUUGAAGUUCUAUGACUCUAAUACAGUGAAGCAGAAAUAUCUGAGCUUUACUCCUCCUGAGAAAGAUGGCUUCCCUUCUGGAACACCAGCACUGAAUACCAAGGGAUCGGAAACAUCAGCAGUAGUAACAGAGGAAGAUGACGAUGAUGAAGAGGCUCUUCCUCCUGUUAUUGCUCCACGACCAGAUCAUACGAAAUCAAUUUAUACACGAUCUGUAAUUGAUCCUAUUCCUGCACCAGUUGGUGAUUCUAAUGUUGAUGGUGGUGCCAAGACUUCAGACAAACAGAAAAAGAAGGCCAAAAUGACAGAUGAAGAGAUUAUGGAGAAAUUAAGAACUAUUGUAAGCAUAGGUGACCCUAAGAAAAAAUACACAAGAUAUGAAAAAAUUGGGCAAGGGGCUUCUGGCACAGUUUUCACUGCUACAGAUGUGGCAUUGGGACAAGAGGUUGCUAUUAAGCAGAUUAAUUUACAGAAACAGCCAAAGAAGGAAUUGAUCAUUAAUGAGAUUCUGGUGAUGAAAGAAUUAAAGAAUCCCAACAUAGUUAAUUUCUUGGACAGUUACCUGGUAGGAGAUGAAUUGUUUGUGGUCAUGGAGUACCUGGCCGGAGGAUCCCUUACUGAUGUUGUCACAGAGACAUGCAUGGAUGAAGCCCAGAUAGCUGCUGUGUGCAGAGAGUGUUUACAGGCAUUGGAGUUUUUACAUGCUAAUCAAGUGAUCCACAGAGACAUCAAAAGUGACAAUGUGCUUUUGGGCAUGGAAGGAUCUGUUAAACUUACUGACUUUGGUUUCUGUGCCCAGAUCACCCCUGAGCAGAGUAAGCGGAGUACCAUGGUUGGAACGCCAUACUGGAUGGCACCAGAGGUGGUUACACGGAAAGCUUAUGGCCCCAAAGUAGACAUCUGGUCUCUGGGUAUCAUGGCUAUUGAGAUGGUAGAAGGAGAGCCUCCAUACCUCAAUGAAAAUCCUUUGAGGGCCUUGUACCUGAUAGCAACUAAUGGAACCCCAGAACUUCAGAAUCCAGAGAAGCUUUCCCCAAUAUUUCGGGAUUUCUUAAAUCGAUGUUUGGAAAUGGAUGUGGAGAAAAGGGGUUCAGCCAGAGAAUUGUUACAGCAUCCCUUCCUGAAACUGGCCAAGCCAUUAUCCAGCUUGACACCACUGAUUAUGGCAGCUAAAGAAGCAAUGAAGAGUAACCGUUAACAUCAUUGCCAUGGCCUCAUAUUCUUUUUUCCAUUUUCUAAAAGAAGUCUUUUAAUAUAUGAAAAUUAUUAUUCUUUUGGGGUUUAAAGAAAUGGUCUGCAUAACCUGGAGAAAAAAAAAAUAAACUACUACUUCCUGAAGACAACCAAGAAAAAAUUGCAAAACAGAAUGACAACUUUAGGGUCCAAAAGGAAUUGUGGACUGAAUCACUAGCCUUACGUCUUUGUGCAGAAAGCCCGUCAGGGCCAUUUAUCAUGCUUGAGAUUUGCAUUUUAUUUUUCUGAUAUCAUUAUAAUAGAUCCCAUUCAUUGUCCCUUUUGGGGUGUUUUCAAUACUUGAAUGGCAGAUUUGAGUUUUUCAGAGUAUUUGUUUUAUCUGCUAGUCUUCUUUUCUCUCUUCUUCAUAGCUUUCUUUUUCCUUGACUUUCUCCUUUUGAAUUGCUUUAAGAAGUGUUUCUUAUGCCUAAAUUGGAGGCAAGUGUGAUGGAAAUUAUGUAGCUCCUCAUAUUGGCAAAGGAACUCCGUAUGGUUUAACUUUGUAUAGAAGUUAGAACCAGCUAUAGUUACAUGUAAUAUUUCAGUUUAGAAUUUGAGGUGAAGGGAAGAAAAGUAUGUGAUUUUUACCUUUUUUUUUAGCAAAUGUGAAAGAGUCAGUUUUAGAAAUUUCAUGGUAGUGAGUUGUUUGGCAUUUGUUACAUGUAUAGAGAGAAGACUAAUAAUCUAUAUUUAUAACUAAAUCAUUGAAACAAAAAAAAAGAAUCCCAUUGACUAUACAUUCUUAGAGGGUUUUUUUUUUUUUUCUUUCCCGUGUCCUCAGACUCUGCUUUAGGACUUUGUGCCACUACUUUCCUCUUCCCUCUUUUUUUCCCCCCUUCAUUUUGGAAAUAAGUUUCUGUAUAUGUUGUAAGUUUAGCUAGUUUGUUUGUUUUUUAAUUAACCCUCUCUCACCCUACUCCUCCCUCUCCCUUCCCAUGGCAAAUAAUAUAAUAACCAUUGAAUUUUAAAAUUUAAAACUUAACUAUUUUUUUCCAUUUAAAGGUGAAAAAUAUUUGGAGUUAACAGAGACAAAGUGAGAGACUUGAACCUUGGUGAGCUCUAAAAUAAUUAGAUAAGAUUAUAUUCAUGGAAGAGAAAUAUUAGUUACUUAGAGAUGCAGCUUCUGACCAGUAAACUGGAGAGAUUUGUGAUAAACAUUGUUCCCAACCCAUUAUCAGCAUUCUACUGUCUGUGAGAACUUAAGUGACAAAGUGCUUCUUAGUAAAUUCAUGGGUCAUUUGAGAUGUUGAGUUACUUUUGAUUUUUUUCAAAUAAGUAAAUAAUAUUCAUGUAAAAAACUGGAGAAAGAAGGAAUAAUGAAAUGUGCUUGUUAAUAACAAUACUGUUUUUAUUUUAAAGAUUUAAAAAAGGUCUGUGACCUGUAGCAUUAAUUAUUAGAGUGCCCACUCUUCUCCCUUCCUCUCCUGUCCUCUUCUCUGGUCAUUUCAAUUGUUUGACUUUUGAAGGCAGUAUUUCCCUUCUGACAUGGCAAGAGCCAUGUAAAAGAGAAAAAUCUUUGGUUUGGUUCUGGCUUUUUAUUCCCACCAUUCUCUCAUAAUUGACUUCACACCUACUUGCCAUCCUGCAAUAGUAUGAAUUGUGAAUAAAAAUAAUUUUGAUGUUUUGAAGUGCAUUAGGAGAACUAAUAGAGUUUUAUUUCCUAUCAUUCCCACCAUAUUUGUGUUAAGAUAUAGGUAUAAGGAUAGAAAUGGCUGGUGGUUGUUUUUUUUUUUUAAAUUGGUAAUGCAAUGUUGGAAGGUUACACAAAAACAGUGAAAUAAUUCAUGGAAUUUGUAUCUAAAGCACUUAAUGGUCUCUGUUUUCAGUUUGAUUGUUGAUUUUAUUUUUCUCUGGAUUAUAUUGGCCUUUUGCAGCUAUUACUAAAUUACAGAAAAAGCUGGUUUAUCUGGUGGAAAGCUACAGUGUCUCUUGAGUUCCAGAUUUGGACAUUCUUUGUAAAUAGUUGUCUGGAUGGAUUAUAAUAAAGAAGAUGCUACCAGUGAAAUAGAAAACCAACUAAAUGACACAAGACUGUGAUCCUCAUGACCACUCUAGAAGGCACUUGUAUACAUAAAUCAUAAAGACCAUAUUAAUUGGAUGCAGUGCCAGUGCCCCAUUUUUUUGCCUGUGACUCAACAAAGAUCUUUUCAGUUUAUAAAAGCAGUUUGGGUUUGUAUUUACAACUUCUCUAAUGGUUACCUGCAUGUCCAUUGCUGGCAACGGACUUUAUCAUUAAAACCUGACUCCUAGGUUAAGGGAGCUACACUGUGGUUUAUUCUUUACUUACUUGGAUAAACUAACUUGUAAUAGAAAUAUACUUUGGUUAAUUCUGAACUGUGUCAUUUUUGAAUAAUCUUAAUCCUAAAAGCAAUACAGAAUUGUGAUUUAUUAAUUUUAAAUUAAAAUGUUCACAUCUUGUUGCAAGAAAAAUUAUAUCUGAAUCAAGAUUCAUGGUUUUUUCUUAAUAACUGCCUUUUGUAUUUACCCUUUUUGUCAUUACUUUAGAAUGAAAAUUCUCAUUUAAAUCUAAAAAUUAUCUUAGUAGUCUUCUUUGUUGUUAAGACAAUAUUACUAUAGUAUUUAUUAUAUUUCAGACUCUCUGGCAGUCUAAAAGUUUCUUUUUCCUCCUGUUCCUUUUGCUGCUUUUAGGGACAGUUAAAUCUGGGAAACCAUGAAAAUAUUGAAUAUUUUAUCCUACCUAGAAUAGUAAAAAAAACAAGUAGACUGAUUGUGCUAGCAUCAGAAACUAAGGCUAACACAACUGUCUUUUAUGUGUUGAGUGCCUGGCACGUAAUAUAAAUUCUCUUUCCCUCAAUAUAUAAAUAUUAAGCUGCUUAAGAUGUAUCUAGUUACCACAGUCCUAAAUGACCCUGUGCCUUUAAUGAGCAAUUUAAAACUACCUAUGAGUAUUUCUUUGUAGGGCUCACAUAAAUGCAUAUUUGUUUAUAUAUACUGUAUUCUAGUUUGGAGUAAUUCUAGAUCUGAUCAGACAGUGGCUCUAAUUAGAACAAAAUGGGUGCUUAAAAAUUUUGCAUUAGUUUUUUAGUCUAAAAAUUUUAAAACAUACUGAGAUUCAUAUCAAGUGAAAUGUCUAAAAUCAUUAUAGAAUAUAGCUGAAGUCCUCAACUUCUUUGAGGUUUUUUAUAGUGAAAUUCAUAGUAAUAUAAAAAGCUGAUUGUCUUCCUUGUCUCAACUGCUCCCACAAUAGAGAAACAGUUAAAAUCAGUUUUUCCCCACAGGUAUAUGAAUAUGUGUAAGAAAGGGAAAAAGAAAAUACACACACAGAUUUUAUUUCUCACUAACACAUUUAUUGACCACACUGACAAAGACGCCGUGGUAAAUAUUGUGAGGAUUACAAAGGAGAACUGAGCACCGGCCUGGCCUUGAGAGAACUGAAGUCUUUCUCACUCACAAUUCUAGAAUGUUGCCAAAUGGAGAGAAAAAAUGUAUGAUAAUUUUGUCAAGCAUACUUUCAUUCUGUGUUAAGCAGAGAAUUAACUUUGAAACUGAACAUCUUUGGUAGGAAUGUCUUGUGGGUGUUUUUUUUUUUUUUUUUUUUUUUUUUUUGGUAGCUAGAAAUGGAAUUAAGUGAAAGUAACUUGUUUUCUGUUUUGUCUUCAAAUUUUAUAUUGACUUAUUUUUAAUUUAAUCCCAUUCAAUUAUUUAAUUGUUACAUUGACAUUAACUGCUGUAUUUGAUGACCUUGUUCAAUAAUUUUGUUCUUUCAGGGCUAGAAAUAAACUUUUUAACGUUCAUUUUCCCUUUCAUAAACUUUAAUUCUUUCUUAAGAUUAGAGUAGCUUAAAAGAAUAUAUGUAAUAGGUUUUCAAAGAACAUUCUAGUAUUUUUAAGGAUGACUAUUUUUUAAACGUGUCACAGCACUAUGAUUGUAUUACAGAGCUCCAAAUUUGAAAGAUUUUCGGAAAUCAUUGAGUAAUAAGCAUGAGCCUCCCCUCUUCUAAAUCAGGUUCAGAAUAAAUUUAUUCAAAAUGAAACGUGCAGUGUUCUAAGGCAUCACUUCAUUAUACACAUUUAAUUUGAAUGUUGGAUAUCCUAACAUGGAGAACAGAUGCAUUAUAGAGUUCAGGAUGAAAAAACAAAAUUGUAUGUAAAAAAGUAUGAGGAUGUAGGCAAUGACUGCUUAAAAUAUAUUUGUUACAUUAUAAAACUUCUUAGUGCUAUUCUGACAUCUGUAUUUCUUUAACUAUGGCAAAUGCUCAAAACGUUUGUCUAAGAAAAGUUUAAAAAUGCCUGGGCGAUUGAUUUGAUUGAAAAGCACUAUUUGUAGGAUGCUUUACUACUAUUUUGAAAUCUGUGACUUUUUAAAAUUAGAGAAUUAUUUUUUAUGCAAAUCAUUUUUAAAUAAGCUUUAUCUUUUGAAGAGGAGGAAGAGGAGUAGAAUAAUGAAGGGAAAGGUCUUUUUUAAGCCUCAUUUUUUUUUUUAGGUUUUUAGCAAAAUAAUAUGCAUAGAUAAUCUUUAAGGAGAGUCAUCAUAAACAGUGCCAGUCCUCAGCUGUUAGCUUCCUCACUGCAGAAUCCUGCUCCACAGAGGCAUCUGCUUUUAACUUUUAACUGGUUUUAGCAUGCAUUAAUUUUCAGAUUUCUAAAUUAUAUACUUAUACUGGUAUUUUUUGAUAUUUCUUCUAGAAGCUUCCUACUAUUACAGUUGAGAAUUUGAUUACCAUGCCAUUUUCCCAUUUUUACUCCCUAUACUCUCCCAAUUAAGAAGGGUGGCAAAAUUUGAUUAGUGGUCAGUUUUUAACCCAAUACUAUGUGGGAGUGUUGAUCAUUUGAGUAAUUUAUCAUCACCAUAUGUCAUUUCUUGUUCAGCUUUUUGCUUUUCUUAUUGUCAAUCUUGUCUUUCGUUUCCUUUGAAAGUUUCUAUGUUCCCAUCACUAAGUUUUUCCAGACUCAUCGCAAAAGCCCUCUAAAGGCUGUUUUCUAUGCAAUUAAAUGUCUCGGAUAAGGACUGUUCCUUUUUCUGAUUAGGGCUUCAGUUUGGUCUCUUGCUUUCCAGGCCUUCUGCCCUCUGGCAUCUGAGACUGUUUCACUUUUCGACUGAAUUUAGAAUUUUUGUUUCCUCUUGCUUGGUUUAUUCUUCAUUUUGGAGAAGUACAUCUUUCAUUAGUGUCCUGAGGAAGAGUGCAUAUGGGUUAAGAUUUUUAAGACCUUGCAUGCAAGUCUGAAAAUGUCUCAGAUUUAAUCGAUAAUAUAGGAUUUUAGGUUGGAAAUCAUCUUCCUAGAGAAUUUUGAAGUCCCUACUUUAUCUGUAAAACCUGCCAUUUCUGAUAACAUCUUUUUAUAUAACUCAUUUUCUGCCUCUUUGGAGUUUUUGUUCUGAAAAUUUACCUUGAAACCUUGGAGAGGGUCUGUAUGUUUAGCUUUUGGCGGGCCUUGUUGAUAAAGACUAAUUUUCUUCAGUUCUGGUGAAUUCUUAUAUUAUUUCUUUAAUAAUUGCCACAUUUUCUCUGUGUUAUUUCCUUCUGGCAUUCCAGCAUUAAUCUCCUGUUUUUCUUAUCUUUCUCUCCUGCUUUCUAUCCCUUUGCCUUCUGUUUUUAACUUUCUGGGAGAAUUUCCUUGAUUUUAUCUCUGACCCUUUUUUGAACAUAUAUCACCUGUUGCUUCUUGUUUUAAUUUUUUUCUCACCCACACUGUGCUGCUUGUGAGAUUUUUUUUAGUUCUCCAACGAGGGCUGAUCCUGGCCAUGGCAAUGAAAGCACCAAGUUCUAACCACUAGAGGGCCAGGGAGCUCCCUCCUGUUUUUAAUUUCCAAAAGGUCAUUUUUCCUUUCUGAUCUUUUUAUAGGUUUCUGAUCUUGUUUCAUAAAUCCAGUAUCCACCCCCGGUGUAUUAAAGAGUUUUUCCUUACCUCAGAUUGCCAUAACAAAAUAUCAUAUACUGAGUGGCUUCAACAGCAGAAAUUUAUUUCUCACAGUCCCAUAGGCUUCAAAGUUGAAGAUCAAGAUGCUGGCAAAGUAAGUUUCAUUGUGAGACUUUUUGCCCUGUAGGUGGCCAUCAUUUUGCUGUGUGCUCCCUGAACCCCAUUCUGUGUAUAUACACUUGGAAAGAGUAUAUACUCUUCUUAUAAGAACACUAAUCUCAUCAUAAAAUCUCACCCUCAUGACCUCAUCUAACUUUAGUGACCUCCCAAAGACCUCCAUCUCCAAAUUUCAAUACAGUAUGGGCUAGGGCUUCAGUAUAUGAAUUCAGGGUCAGACACAAAUAUUCAAGCCAAAAUAGGUCUUUUUUUUUAGAGGUUUUUUUUUUUCUUUCUUUCUUUUUUAAUUAUCUCUGGAAUUGUUUACUCUUAAAUAUAACACUAUCUGGAACUACACUAAACAUUUCACAUUGAUUUUUCUUAAUUCUCAGUGGGACUCUUGGUGCUGCCCACUACUCAUUCAUUUCACUCCUAGGUCUUUUUUUUUUUUCCCUUUCUCUUUUUUUCUCCAAACUGUCUAUCACCUGACUCCCAACCCUUUUAUCUCACCAUCUCAACACUUAACUUCUCCCUUACAGCCAAAAUUCUGUGGGUUUUUGUCUUUGUCUUCCUUUUGGUCUCAGUGAAAGAUGUUUUCCCUCUUGGCGACCAGCCUCACCAGGGACCCAUUGUCAGUAUUCUGCCACCUCCUAGGUCUCCAAGCCACUUUGAUCCUAACUCUGCUGUGCCUUUUACCUGUCCUUCUGUUCUGUCUAACCCUCAGCAAAAAAAUGCAUGCUGGAAAGAGGAGACCAGACUUGUUGUUUCUCUUCAUUAUCAUUUUGCAGCUACCAUCAGCAUGUCUUUGAAACUACCCUUACCAGUGUCUCAGAAUCACUGAAUUUGCAAUAUUCUCAAAACAUCAAAAAGAUGACUUUCCUCGACAGGUAACUAAUGUGCUUGCUGGUGUAUUUGAGGAUUUCCAUGAUUCCGCUCAUUAUCAGUCUUCCUUUGUACAAAGUAGAGGACUUUCAUUCAUCGAUUUUUAAAAAUGUUGUGACUAGAUACUUAUUUGAGGCUAAGGUUCAGAAUGUGAUGUAGGUGUAGCUUUGGUAAGCUUUUAAUCAGUAGGAUUAUGUUUUCAGCACUGAAUAUAAAAUAUGCAAACAACUCUUGGUAAAUUUAGUAUUUGUGAAGGAAGAGUGAUGAGGAUAAAAAGAGCAAAUUCUUAAAAAUUUCUUCAGAACUUAAUUUUGCAGUGUACAUUUGAGUAAUAGAUUUGCCUUGCUGAUAAUUUUUAGCUCUGAAAUGUGUUUCUGUUCUUGAGCAUAUUAACAUGGGCACCUAGAGGAGAAAGACUUAGCUAGGAAUGUGCAGAGUGAUAGAGGAAAGCCAGCUCAGCCUUAAAAAUGGCAUAAAUUCUUAGUCAGAAAUUAAGAGUUGAUGAGUACCUCUUUUUUUUUAAAGAGAUUUAUAUAGCCUGUCACAGUGAUUAUAACAUUUUAACCUAUGCAUCUUAGUUUUUGGUUAGAGGAAAAGACUAAAAAGAUUGUCUAUAGAAAACAGAAUAUGUUCAGUAUAUAUUGAUAGCCUUUGUAUAAAUUUGUAACCCAAGUUGAUUAUUUUGAAAGGAACAGCACUCAUGUGGAUGUAUAAUUUCUGGUAUACUUGUUUAAAAAAGAUCUCAUUAUUUUUUAUCCACAGAUCCCAGUGUAUGUUCUGUAACAGGUGAAAAAAUUUACCCUUGUGCUGCCCACCCCCCUUUUUUUAACAAUCAAAAUGGAGUAACAGUACCAGAUACAUUCUUGUCUUUCAUUUUUCGAUCUGUAGAUACAUAGUGUUGCUAUGAAUGCAUUGCCCCAAAAAAUGUUUCUCUCAAUUUUUUAACUACUUUACCCUGACUUCUAUAUUUAAAAACAGAAGUGCACCAUUUUCAAAAAACUAUAUUUGAUCUGGGCCAUAAGAUUAAAGACUAUCUAACAGUACAAUCUGAUUCUGAUUAAUAUAUUGUCUUUAAAAUCUUUAAGGAGUUUUGUGGUUGAAGCCAGAAGACAUCUUAAUCACAUUCAGUAUUCCUUAUUCUUUAGGAUACUAUAAAUUUUGCUGCUAGUAACUUUGUUGAAGAGCUUUGUUUUUCAAUAAACUCUAAAAAAAAAACUUUAACCAUUUGACUUUUUACUAUAGACAUUGCUACAGUUUUCAUUACACUCUUCUUGAUGAUAUGAAAAGUAUGUAAAUGUUUUACCUUUUCUUUUGUUCAUGUGUAGAUCUUUUGGGGUAUGUUCGAAAACCAAGACAUCGUUGAAAAAUAAAUUUAGGCCAUGGGCUGUUGGGUGCUACAUGGAUCAGCCAAUUUCAUAUAACUUGUGUUGUCAGCCAAUCAAAUAUUAAUACUUUCCACUUCCUUUCGUAUAUGCUUAUUUUACUACUGAUAUUCCCCACUGUGUGUCCUGUUUCAAUAUUUAUUUUAACGACAAAGCACAGGUGACCCUGGUCUUGACACAAAUUUAAGUACUUGAGUAUUUCUUGCUGCACAUUUCUUCGUCCAUCACUAAGCACUGUAAAACAGAGCUUUAUUAAAGCUUUUUUUAAACUUG
Molecule: messenger RNA, 10442 nt
Organism: Bubalus bubalis (water buffalo)
Lineage: Eukaryota; Metazoa; Chordata; Mammalia; Artiodactyla; Bovidae
Gene: PAK2
Product: p21 (RAC1) activated kinase 2
Exons: 15
Coding region: 321-1895 (524 amino acids)
Biological process (GO): regulation of axonogenesis; intracellular signal transduction; regulation of MAPK cascade
Cellular component (GO): cytoplasm
Molecular function (GO): ATP binding; protein serine/threonine kinase activity
Source: RefSeq, a predicted model, not a curated record